Phodopus roborovskii (desert hamster) is the source of this 2080-nucleotide messenger RNA. RefSeq names its product GTPase IMAP family member 9. NCBI's taxonomy places the organism in Eukaryota, Metazoa, Chordata, Mammalia, Rodentia, Cricetidae. The record is from RefSeq and is a predicted model, not a curated record. The coding region runs from base 111 to 989 and encodes 292 amino acids. The transcript has 2 exons. Gene Ontology annotation, molecular function: GTP binding.
CAGAAGAAGCACUGUCUCAAACAGGUCCCUCAGAGAGACCUUGAUCCUCUCAUCACUUCCUGAAGAAAAGAUCUGAGCAUUCCUGAUCUUCAAAGUUGACUUGCCUCAGCAUGGCUGCCCAUGAAAACAAUGAAGUGCGGAUCAUUUUGGUAGGGAAAACUGGGCACGGAAAGAGUGCCACAGCAAACACCAUCCUUGGGAGACACCAAUUUGAUUCUAAGAUUUCUGCCCAUGCUGUUACCAAGACCUGCCAAAAAGCAUCCCGGGAAUGGAAGGGGAAAAACCUUGUUGUAGUCGAUACUCCUGGGCUCUUUGACACCAAGGAGACCAUGAAAACCACAUGUUCAGAAAUCAGCCGCUGUGUCCUCUAUUCCUGUCCUGGGCCUCAUGCCAUCAUCCUGGUUAUGCAGCUGAACCGCUUCACGGAGGAAGAGCAGAAAACUGUUGAUCUGAUCAAGGGUCUUUUUGGGAAGGCAGCCAUGAAAUACAUGAUUGUCUUGUUCACUCGCAAAGAUGACCUUGAGGGCAGGAGCCUUGAUGACUUUUUAGGUCAAUCAGAUGGCAAGCUAAAUAAUACCAUCUUGGAGUGUGGGAAACGCUACCUGGCCUUUAAUAACAAAGCAGGAAAAGUUGAGCAAGAAGAUCAAGUACAGCAGUUGAUACAACUGAUAGAGAAAAUGGUGGACAGAAACGGGGGAUCUUACUUUUCUGAAAAGAUAUAUGAGGACACAGAUAGAAGGCUGAAACAGUGUCUAAGGAAUCUGGAGGAAACUUACACUCAACAACUCAGUGUUGAAAUCACAAAAAUAGAAAAUGAAUAUGCUAACAAAUCAGAGAAAGAAAAGAAGACACGCAUUGAUUCUGCAAAGAGAAAUUAUGAUGAGAAAAUGAGAAAUCUGAAGGAAGAGGCUGAAGAGAAUAUAUUUGAAUAUAUUUUCAAAAAGAUAAGUGAAAUGCUUUCAAAACUUUGGAAUAAGUUGAGAUUGUGAUGUAAAUGUCAUUCUUCUUUUAUUGAUGAUGUUUGUCCUUUGAUAAUUUCAUACAUACAUCAUAUAAUGUGGGUUCCUUGCAUUCAUGUCUUUUUGUUUUUGUAUAUUUUUGCUUUGUCUGGGUUUAACUAGGUUCCUUUGUGUGACAACAGUUUUAGAGCAAUCUGUCAGAGAAUUAUGGACUCACCAGGAAGAACACAAUGGAAGACAAUGACUCUUCCUCUCCCAGAAUUCAUCAGCAGUUAUUAGCUCAGCAGGGUGGAGUAGGUUCCCAUGAGCUCCUGCUCCAUCCAGGCCCAUAUCUGUUGUGAGCUGGUGAUUGCAAUGAUUGUUUUCUGAGCGCACAUGCACACACACACACACACACACACACACACACACACACACACACACAAUUAAAAGAAUUAAAAAGGACAAGUCGUUAGGAAAGCUGUCUGGAAGUGCUGUAGUGGGCCUCAGAGGAGUUCCCCUACAGGUGACAGAGCAAACACAGAUGACUAUGUGGAAUGAAUCCUAAGUGCUGGGAUGUACAAGCCUUUUGUGAGAUGUUCUAAUCUUCAGCAAAAAGAAAAACUUUCCCACCAUCUUCCUGGGAGAAGAAAAAGUACAGUUCUCUGAAUUAGGGCGAGGGAGGGGACUAUAGGGUCCUUUAUGUUUCAGCCUCCAUCACUACCGACACCAGCCUUUCUGGACUUGUGUAGGAAGUCCGUGCUCUGUCCAAUGUACCCUCACCUUCCCCUGUCUCCCAGGUAUUUGGUCAAGUAUCUCAUCACUGCUGGUACUUUUACUUUUAUACCCCGAUAGCCCUGUGACCCCUUUAGUAGGUGUGUUGGAUGUGAGGCCGGCCUGUGGUAUAUAAUAGGUGCUAGACCACAGUGUUAUGGUGUAAUUGGCUUUCCAUAAGUCAACUUAACUUGACUUCAAAAUCGCUUAUGUGUUGUUAAAUGGAAAUAAAACACAACAAAACAAAAUGCACAAAAUACUUUCACAUAGUUACACGGACCCAUUCAUGGCCAUUCCUGCAUUCUCAAUGAUAUUUUAAAUAAAUACUGGUUCGACAUAGCUAAUAAUAAAGAUUAUUUUGAUUUUUU